Messenger RNA from Recurvomyces mirabilis, 945 nucleotides. RefSeq lists its product as uncharacterized. The record is from RefSeq and is a predicted model, not a curated record. The transcript is spliced from 2 exons. The coding region runs from base 1 to 945 and encodes 314 amino acids. Lineage: Eukaryota; Fungi; Ascomycota; Dothideomycetes; Mycosphaerellales; Teratosphaeriaceae.
AUGGGCAGCAAGAACUUCCGCGGUGGCGCCCUCAGCCAGAAGAAGACGCCCACCAUCCCAAUCAGACCCACACUUCCUACGGACAGCGUCCGCAAGCCAGCGCUACCACCACCCGAAGUCAUCGAUGUCUUCGUGGGCGACAUUCUUCUAGGGCUGAGCACCAAGAGCGACAAGGAGAGGCUCCCAGUUGCCAAUGUUGUCUCCUCACCCGAUUGCAAUUCCAAUAAGCAGCUACACCUUAUAAUCAACGGCGUGGCCGAAGAGCCUACCGUCAGCGCUGUCAAGGUCUGUCUUGACUGGAUGGUCUUAAACUCGGGCGUCAAUGGCAAGUCCAGCGGUCUCGUCCCUCUUGCACCCGUCGACAUCGAGGAGCACUCCACAACUACCAUCAUCGAUAUAUAUAGCGCGGCGUUUUGCUUGGACAUGCGUCCAGUCACUAUCACGAUCCAACCUCUGCGUGCUGUGAUCAUGGCGCGCCUGACCAACAACAUGCCAGCCGUCGAGCUGCUGACCUAUGUCCACGCCCGCGUCCCCGACUUCGACUCUGUGCACACCCGUGCGAUCACCGCGUACUUCGAGUGGUUUGAUGGUACGCCGUAUGGUCGCCUCACAAACGCAGAGAACAAGAAGAUCUGCGACUAUGUCGAGACAGACGCGGGGUUCAACCAGAUCUUCUACGAGGUUCAGAAGAGCCGUCGUCAGAAGGCAUACUUCAAGUCUAAGGCGGCGAAGGCGGCGAAGCGUGCUGCAGCCGAGCGCAAGUUGCAGAAGGGCUGGGAGGGUCUCACCACCACCCCGGCCACGGAACCGAGUGCUGACAACAUGAGCGAGGUCACGGCUACCGCGGCCCCUGCUGCCACCACCGCUUCCUCGGUACAAUCAUCUCCAGCUGAAGAGAAGGGUAACGGCAAGGGUGUAGGUGGGAAGCACGUGCCGGAUGCUUGA